Molecule: messenger RNA, 871 nt
Organism: Planococcus citri (citrus mealybug)
Lineage: Eukaryota; Metazoa; Arthropoda; Insecta; Hemiptera; Pseudococcidae
Gene: CCDC53
Product: Coiled-coil domain containing 53
Exons: 4
Coding region: 220-687 (155 amino acids)
Biological process (GO): exocytosis; actin filament polymerization
Cellular component (GO): WASH complex
Source: RefSeq, a predicted model, not a curated record
GAGGAAUACUGGUUUCUUGUUUGCCAUCGCACCAUGACGUCACAUUAAUCGUUAUCAAUUUUUUAUCAUCCCAAAAUUUUUGAAAAAUAUUUUUGAAUUUUGAUUUUUUGUGCAAGUAAUUUUGGUUUUGUCGAAAAGUUUUCCCAAUCUUUUCGUUGUCAUUCCGACAUAAAUUGAGCCAUUUCUAUGACCGAAACUCUUUCAUAAAGCGCCUACACUAUGGACAUUCAAAAGAUACCUCCUAUUCACCAAAAACGAAUCGUCACCUUUAUGAAUUACUUCAUCGUUGAUACAGUUUCAUUUCUGAAUAAAUUCAUCAAUUCAACAGAAGAUUCGUUGUGGAAGAUAGAGAAAAGAAUGCGUAAAUUAGAAACGUCCUUAAAACUUCUAGAAAUGAAAUUGAACUGUAUACCCGAUCUACAAGAACCCAAGAAUGAUCUCAAAACAUCUGCACCUGAAGAGAGUUCCUCAACGCUUGCUACAUCUUCCACAAAUCAGACUGAGACUCCGGAAGUGAUUAUUGAUAGUACUGAACAGCACGCAGAGGCUGCCGAAAAUACAAAAGAAGAGGUACCAGCAGAACUUCAGAAGUAUUACAAAAUGUAUCAAGUUGGAGUACCGUUGAAUGCUGUGAAAAAUAAGAUGAAACUCGAAGGAUUUGAUCCAGAUUUACUAAAAUUGCCUUAAUGCCCCCAUACCAAUUUUGUGAUUUUUAUAAUCAUGUAAUGUAUCGUUUUUUUUCCACAGAUCUUUAUCGAGUUUCUCUCGUUACAUAUUACUUAUAUUGCAUUUUUUUAUAACCUUUUUCAUGAUUUAUAAUCAUCUAUACCAUUUCAAAUGUUCAAAUAUAUUAUUUUGUUGAAGAGAGUAA